AUGGCGGGAUUCUCAAGCUUUAUUUAUGCCGGUGACGAGAACGUCGACCCGUUUGGUGUUAAUUCUUCCGAUAAGUUCGACCCGUUUGCGAAACAACCGAACGACCCAUUUAACAUCCCACCUCCAACACACCCAACUAUUAACACGUUUGAUGACCCCUUUGCGUCAAACAACACAAUACCAACAUCAAUACCCGCUCCAGUUGUCCUCGAAAUUCCGCAGGAAACUCAAAAAUCGCCACGGACGGAACAUUCGAUCGAUUUUCAAGAUCAGAACGAAGAAGUUGAAGCGGUGGAAGUCCCAAAGCAAGGCGAGGCCGAAGAGGUCGACGAGUUGAAGAAGGAAUUCAAGCCAAUUAAAUCGCCGCGCAUCAAUAUCGACAUGAAGGAAGAGGAACAAAAUGUUCCGACAAUUGAAAUUGAAACAAAACAAAUUAAAGAGAAAAAUGAAAAAGUAGAACAAAGCGAAAACAAGCAAGAGGAAAGCGAGAAAAAGGAGAUAACAGAAGUCGAGGACCAAGCCGAUAAAAGAGUCAUCGACUACUUCAAUAAGAACUUCACGGAAACAUUUGUCCCGCAAUUGAAGACAACCGAGAGCGAAGUUGUCGACUUAAUUCAAAUACAAGGGCAGCUCGACGCACAACUUAAGGUGUUGUACGACAAACUCAAGGAGAUGGAGAAGGUGUUGUCCCCUCCAACUUACACGGACGACCUCGAAAGGAUCGCCAAAGUGCAAAAGAGAAUCGAUAGGCUCAACACUCUUCUUGGCCAAAUUGAGUUGAGGAUUAGCACUCUCAUCAACUCAAGAAUUUACCAAAAAUGUUUGCCUCUUCAAUUCUUUCAUUCCACCAUUUUCAUUUUUAGUCUUAUAUUUAUAGUAUUAAUAUAG
Entamoeba invadens IP1 is the source of this 888-nucleotide messenger RNA. RefSeq lists its product as hypothetical. Bases 1 to 888 code for a protein of 295 amino acids. NCBI's taxonomy places the organism in Eukaryota, Evosea, Mastigamoebida, Endamoebidae. The transcript has a single exon. The record is from RefSeq and is a predicted model, not a curated record.